GUUAUGUAAAUAUUUAUUUGUCAUGUUUCAGGGAGAUCCGAGAUCGCAAUGCUUAUCAGUGGUACAUUAGCUGUCCAAUUGAAUUUAUAAACCUUGGCGAAUGACCUUCGUACGUUUCAGGGAAAUGGUACCAAAUUUGUUCUUAGUUGCACUGUUUAUCAAUGUUCCCGAUUUAUGGGCCUCAGACAGACGGCACAGUCGCCAUGCAUCGGUCGGCGGGGGCAUGACGAACCAACUCGACCCGAGAAACACGGCUGCAAUAAAUACCACUGCUUCUAGAAAGUUCUUGCAGGAGUUUCUACAGGACAUCCCACCACCAAUUAUUGGCCCAGUGUUCGACAAAACCGUGCCGAAUAACGUGACCGGGUUAGUUGGUAGAACCGCGUACUUACAUUGCAGAGUCAAGAACCUGGGCAAUCGAACCGUAUCGUGGAUACGACAUCGGGACAUACAUCUUCUCACUGCGGGAAGGUACACAUAUACAAGUGACCAACGGUUCGAAGCCAUUCAUGAACCACAUUCAGAAAACUGGUCAUUAAGGAUAAAAUAUCCGCAAAAAAAAGAUUCUGGUAUAUAUGAAUGCCAGAUAAGUACAACUCCGCCCAUAGGUCAUCCUGUAUACUUAACUGUGUUAGAACCAACUACCGAAAUACUGGGAGGUCCGGAGCUGUUCAUUGAUCAGGGUAGCACGAUAAACCUCACCUGCUUGGUGCAGUUCGCACCGGAACCUCCACCGACCGUUGGCUGGACGCACGAAAAACAACCCAUAAAUUUCGAUUCUCCACGAGGCGGAAUAAGCCUGGUAACGGAAAAAGGGUCGACCACCAGCAGCAGAUUAUUAAUUCAAAAGGCGUCGUCUUCAGAUACCGGCUACUACUCUUGCGAUCCGUCAAAUGCAAAUUCGGCCACCGUCAGGGUUCAUAUAUUAAACGGUGAACAUCCGGCCGCGAUGCACCACGGCCAGGGCAGUAUCCCGCUGUGCCCACCGAUUGUCAGCGCCAUGAUCGUACCGUUUUUGCUCAUCUUCACUGCCAGAGACCUAUAGUACCGACAACACACGCGUGUCAACCAGAAAUAUUUAAUAUUAUAUUAUUAUGUUUAAGAGUAAUGAUGCAUAUUAUUACAAUACAAUGAUAUAGGGGGG
Acyrthosiphon pisum (pea aphid) is the source of this 1144-nucleotide messenger RNA. RefSeq names its product zwei Ig domain protein zig-8. Gene Ontology annotation, cellular component: neuron projection membrane. The record is from RefSeq and is a predicted model, not a curated record. The transcript has 8 exons. Bases 101 to 1045 code for a protein of 314 amino acids. Gene Ontology annotation, biological process: synapse organization. NCBI's taxonomy places the organism in Eukaryota, Metazoa, Arthropoda, Insecta, Hemiptera, Aphididae.